CCUCCACCUUAAAUUCAACUCAAAACAUAAAAUUAAAUAAUUUAAUGGCAAAAGCAGUGAUUUUACUAGCUAUUCUCUCCGCCGUCGUUCUUUCAGCGUCGCCGUUGGUGAGCGGAUACAGAGGAAUGCUGGUCGGAGGAAGAACGGAGGUGAAGGACGUGAAGAGCAAUGAAGAAGUGCAGGAGCUAGGUAGGUUUUGCGUUAAGGAGUUUAACAAGCAGCAGCUUCGCAGCGGAAGCAACGGCGGGGAGCUGAUGUUUUCCGAGGUGGUGGCGGCGGAGACGCAGGUGGUUUCCGGGAUUAAAUAUUAUUUGAAGAUUGAAGCGAGUGAUAUGAACGGAUUGGUUAAAGUUUUUGAUUCGGUUGUUGUGGUUAAAGCUUGGGUUAAUGAUAAACAGUUGAUUGCUUUUGAGCCGUCUGUUUUGGUAAUGAGCUGAA
Molecule: messenger RNA, 438 nt
Organism: Mercurialis annua (annual mercury)
Lineage: Eukaryota; Viridiplantae; Streptophyta; Magnoliopsida; Malpighiales; Euphorbiaceae
Product: cysteine proteinase inhibitor B
Exons: 1
Coding region: 45-437 (130 amino acids)
Molecular function (GO): cysteine-type endopeptidase inhibitor activity
Source: RefSeq, a predicted model, not a curated record